UUUCUCCAGCGUGUGGCGCCCCCCGGCGGCAGCGGGGCCUCCAUGGGAUAAGCGGACCAGAGCGCCUGCCAUGGAGCCGCAGAAAGAGGCGCGAACACCCGGGGACCCCGUCGAGCAGCCGCGUGGGGCCUCGAGGUCUCAGACGCCUAAGGAGGAGGAGCGGCGGGAGGGCGGCGCAGCGCCGCCGGCGGCUGCCCCGGGAGCGGAGACGGACUGCGCCAGUGCGGACGGCCUGUGGGAGCUGCCGGUGGAGCCGGCCGAGCGGAGGCCCGAGUGCAGUCGCUGCAGCCGGCCUCAGAAAGUAUGUUUGUGUCCAUUUCUACCAGUGCAUCCUCUGCACAUCUCUACCCACUUGUACAUAAUUCAGCAUCCAGCAGAGGAAAACAAAGUGUUGCGGACAGUUCCUCUGCUAGCAGCAUGCCUCCCUCAGGACAAGUGUAAAGUCAAGAUUGGUCGUCGCUUCAGUGAAGAAAGAGAUCCUGAACUUUCAACUGUUUGUCGGAAGUCUGGUACAUUAAUAUUGUAUCCAGGGGCUGAAGCUGCUAAUUUGGAAGAAUUUAUAUUAGAUUCUCCUAUUUAUCCUACCACAAUCAUCAUCAUCGACGGUACAUGGAGCCAGGCUAAGGACAUUUUUUAUAAGAACUCCUUGUUCCGAUUGCCCACUCAGGUGCAGUUAAAAACUAGCAUUUCUAGUCAGUAUGUAAUUCGGACACAGCCAACUAAUAGGUGCCUUUCUACACUGGAGUGUGCAGCUGUUGCUCUUUCCAUCUUGGAGAAAAAUAUUUACAUACAAGAGACAUUGCUUCGCCCUCUUCAAGCUUUAUGCUCUUUCCAGCUUCAGCAUGGUGCUCAAAUUCGUCUCAGCAAGGAACAUCUUCUGAAAAACGGAUUGUAUCCUAAGCCAAUGCCAAAGAACAAACGCAAACUCAGGAAAAUGGAACUGUUAAUGAACAGUAUUAAAAUUUAGUACAGUUGUUCUUAUGGUGCUAGUUAUGGCGUCUUCAGCUGACAACCCUAAGUUAAGUUUUCAUUUAGUUUAAGUCUGGGUUUUUGGCUGUCUAAAGAAUGAGAGUUGUGUACUAAACUUGCCCAGAAGAAGGAAGUAAACCAAAUAGCCAUAAGAGGAAGCAAAACAAAACAAAAAUCGCUGACUCAGUAAAAAGCAAGAUUUCAUACUGUAUUUGUUUUUAAAAAUGUGCCUCUACUACAUUUUUUAAAGUCUGUAAUUUGAAAUAUGAUUAGUUGUUGAACUGGAUUGGAAGUUCUUGUUUAUAAAAUGGAAGGAAAUUGUUGUGCCUGAUUGGGACAGUAUUGUUUCCAUUAAUGAUUAUAGAUAAUUAGGUGUAGGCUUAUAGUGGAGGAUACCUGCAUCAGUUUUCAAAAUUGUACAUGAACUUUGUAGUUUGAAAAUAAUGAUAAUCAAGUAGUUUAGAUUGAACUUAUUUAUUUCAUAAAAUAGUGUAACAGAAUAAGGAAACCAUUCUUUAGGGACUCAACUUGAGCUCAGUUAAUGUGAUUAGGUGUUCUAUUAAUUGCCUUAAUUUUUUUUUAUUAAGGUAUAGUUGAUAUAUAACAUUGUAUUACUUUCAGAUGUGCAACAUAAUGAUUUGAUACAGUCAUCUGUCACUUAACAACAUGGGUAUGUUCUGAGAAAUGUGCCCUUAGGCAAUUUCAUCCUUGUACAAACAUCGUAGAGUGUACUUGCACAAACCUAGAUGGGGU
Messenger RNA from Equus quagga, 1722 nucleotides. RefSeq names its product DTW domain containing 2 (gene DTWD2). NCBI's taxonomy places the organism in Eukaryota, Metazoa, Chordata, Mammalia, Perissodactyla, Equidae. Bases 71 to 967 code for a protein of 298 amino acids. The transcript is spliced from 6 exons. The record is from RefSeq and is a predicted model, not a curated record.